GUUUUUCUCUCUUUUUUGUAUUAAAAACAAUAACAACAAUAGCAUGUCAGAGAGAAUUGCGACCGUUCGUCCCGAUCAGAUCAAGAGCUUCUAUGACAGUAGAAAGAGUAGUAAAGUGUAUCAACACACCAAUUAUGAUUAUUAUCAACCAGAAGACUUUGAAGAAGAGUUGAAUGAAUUUAUAUCUUAUUCUGAAAUCAAAUGGGAAUUCAAGCAAUAUGAGGCAGAAUACAAUGAUAUUUAUUCGCUUUGGAAGCAAUGCAGUCUGAAAGAAAAGAAGGAAAUCAUUCAAAGUUGCGGAGAUCAAUUAGAAUACAAGCAAGAAGAAGAAAGAAGUAGAUCCGUUAAGCAUUUAGUGUAUAUUUCAUUAGGAAAUUAUGGAGAAUAUCGAGGCAUGGAACAAAAGGAACAGCAUAUGAAAAUAAUGAAAGAGAACAAUCAACUCUUGUACGAUCACAAUAUCAUUCCAGCAUUAAAACAAUCUUUAAGUAAUACUUGUCAGCAACUUGAAGCACCUUCGUCUUCUUUACAGUCUGAAACGGUGAUGUUUUACUGUCAAGAGAUUGAUAUGCACUUGACGAUCUUGUACUUGGUGGUUCAUUUUAACAAGGACAAAGAACAACUGAAACUUGAAGACUUGACUGAAUUCUUGUUUGACCUUGUAGUACGCUUAAAAGAGCAUUUUACAAGGACAUUUCCUCUAAAGAAACUGAUGCUAACCUUAUACAAACUUUUAGUGAUUACAUUGGGUCCUUUGGAUCAAACCUAUCAGGAUUUGAAAGCCAAGGUCCGAACUGCUUGUGAAUUGCCCUUGAUUGACAAUAAGAGUCAAAUGGUAAAAUGUACACCAGAAGAAUUACAUGCGUUUUAUCAACAAUCGCAAGAAAAAUACCCAACAUUUAUACCAAGUCGAUUGCCUGAAAAGAUCAUGAGCCCACUUACUGCUACUGCAACCAAUCAAUUAGCCAUCUCGAUGGGGUUAUCCAAGGCAUCAAAAAAUGUGGAUUUGCCCUAUCAAACCUUGUUUCCUUCGAAAAACAAUGUCCAGCAACAACAGCCAACCAACAAGAAAGCUACCGUAGUAACAGAAAUAACCGAGACUAACUUAUUGCCCUUUGCAGAAAAAGGAGCAAAAGAGCCUUACUAUUUGACUGAAGCCAAUUCAGCUUGGCUUAAGCAUCUUUAUAUUUCGGUAGCUGAUUAUCAGGUCAUUCAUGAGCGAGAAAAGGCUGUUCAUCGAUGGGAACAUUGGAAUAAGAACCGUACAAGCCAAGCAGAUUCAGAUGAAUGGGAUGAGAUGAUAUACCAUCGAUUGAACGAAAAAGACAGCGAUAAAAUGCACUGUAUCGAUCAAUUGUACAGUAGUAUCAUGCCCAAUUUUCAAAGUAUUGUGGUAGUCAUCUUGAAGCUUUUGUUAUCUACUGUGUCUAUUGGAAAAGACAAAGAAGCAGAGAUCUUGGAAGAUAUCAAUAUCACACGUAAUAGAGAAACCAUUUCUAAAGCUGUUUCUGGUAUUUUAUUGCUCUUGUUAAAGUGGUUUAAAGUAUCUCAUGUAUUAAAGUUUGAAUACUUGUCACAGGUUCUUGUUGAUUCUGGUUGCAUGUUGUUGAUCUUGAAGUUAUUGGGACUACAAGAAGUAGCUUUGUUGGCUUCAAAAAAGACGGAUGAUCAGACACAAUGCUUUUUUGAGUACAUGUUGGAAAAAGAAGGUUCGUUUGAAGAAGAAAGCACAAAAGAAGAGUUCUAUACAAACAAACGAAACUUGUUUUGGUCUAUCAAUCUCUUGAGAGUAUUACAAAUGUUAACUAAAAGAAAGACACAUCGUAUAUCCCUUCUAGUUCAAUACAAAUCUUCUGCCAUUCUGAAGCGAUUGUUGAAAGUGGGUCAUCCUGUCAUGGAUCUUUAUGUAUUGAAGAACCUCAAGAACCAAAUACCACUCAUGGGACGUAAAUGGAGAUCAACCAACAUGAAGACCAUUUCGUCCAUCUAUGCUCAUUGUUUGACUUGUUUAAGUGAUGAUUGGCUGUCUUCUCCAGAAGGAAGUAUGGAUUCAGAAGAAGGAGCAACAAAAGAAAUCAAUCUUCGUAUGUUGACCAGACUAUACAAUGGACAUCGCUAUAUGCCUAGUAUUUUGCCUAGUAUGGAUGAUAUGGUUGGACCUGAAAGCACCUUAUUUUAUAUCACAGAAAACGAUCAUUCAGAAAAUAGCAGUGGCAAAUUACCAGACUAUGGACUCAACUCGACCCUUCUUUUAGAUGGCAUUGAACUAGAUGUUGACUUUAAGCGAAAUUAUCGUGAAUGGUUAGAAAAAGAUGUUUAUUCAACUGAAGAAGAAGACGAAGAAGACGAUGAAGAAGAACUGUGUACAGAUACUACCCAAAACUGGACUAUUGGCACUCCUAUUCCUGAUACCAUGCCAAUUCCUUUAUCUGCAGAUGAUUUAACCAAAGAAAUCAACAAACUGUAUCUGGAAGAAUUACAGCAUGAAUUUGAAGAGAAAGCAAAGAGACAGAAAGAGACGGAAAUGGUUCAAGAAGUAGAAGAUGGUUGGGACAAACCAAUUGAUUUCAAUCAUAAUGCUUGGGGCAAUGCCGCAGUGAAUCCGAAUGAAAAUGAUGAAGAAGCAGACGAAGUUGAACCAGAAGUGGAUCCACUUGGCAAUAUCCAUUGGGAUAGUUUGACAGAAGAAGACUUGAAAAGAAGACUGACUUUGGUAGAAGAGAAAACGGUGCAACGUUGGUUGAAUGUCGAUAUGAAUGACCCGCGUUAUUUGAAGGUACUGAACACAUUUGAAGGAGAAGGAGACUUGAUACCAGUGGAUGAUGAAGGCUGGCCAAUUUAGUUUGUAAAAUAAAACUUGUAAUUUAAUUCACGAAAUGCAAAAUCGCGUCU
Molecule: messenger RNA, 2892 nt
Organism: Gilbertella persicaria
Lineage: Eukaryota; Fungi; Mucoromycota; Mucoromycetes; Mucorales; Choanephoraceae
Exons: 11
Coding region: 44-2842 (932 amino acids)
Biological process (GO): cytoskeleton organization
Cellular component (GO): cytosol
Source: RefSeq, a predicted model, not a curated record